UGAAAAAGACGCUGAAAGUUACAGCAUCUCCAUAUUCACGUCUCUUCUUUCUUUUCUUUCUAUAUUUUCUCUCUCACAAUACAGCAAAGAAUUUAGAACCAAGAAUCUCCUCAUGGCUGAAGAAGAAGACAAUACAGAAAAAAGAAAAAUCACCUCCUCUUACUACCCUCUCGACCGCAGCUCUUACAAGAUCCUCCACAAGAUCGGCAGCGGAGUCAGUGCCGUCGUAUACAAGGCCGUCUGCUUGCCUCUUAACUCGGCCAUUGUAGCAAUCAAGGCUAUCGAUCUUGAGCGAACAAGGGCCAACCUCGAUGAUGUACGACGCGAGGCGAAGGCUAUGACGCUCCUCUCCCAUCCCAACGUCCUCACUGCCCACUGCUCCUUUACCGUAGACAGCCAUCUCUGGGUAGUCAUGCCUUUCAUGGCCGCUGGUUCCCUUCACUCCAUCAUCUCCUCUUCUUUCCCAGACGGCCUUCCCGAGCCAUCCAUUGCCAUCAUCUUGAAAGAGACCCUUCGCGCACUCUGCUACCUCCACAGCCAAGGCCUUCUCCACCGUGACAUCAAGGCCGGUAAUAUUCUUGUCGAUUCCAAUGGUUCCAUCAAGCUCGCUGACUUUGGUGUCUCUGCAUCCAUCUACGAAGCGUCUUCUUCCUCCUAUUCCAUGUCAUCUCUUUCUUUAUCUUUCUUCAACGACGUUACUGGCACACCCUACUGGAUGGCGCCUGAGGUCAUACACUCACAUGUAGGUUAUGGGUUCAAGGCCGAUAUAUGGUCUUUUGGUAUCACUGCGUUGGAGCUAGCACAUGGCCGUCCACCCCUCUCUCACCUCCCACCCUCUAAAUCGCUGGUGGUGAGGAUCACUAACCGCUUCAAACUCAACUACGAAGAUGAUCACGAUGAAGAAAGUGUCAUCGGCAAGAAGAAGAACAAGAAGGAUAAGAAACCAAGAAAGAAGUUCUCGAAGGCAUUCAAGGAAAUGGUUGCUUCUUGCCUCACGCAAGAUCCAUCAAAGAGGCCAUCUGCCGAGAAGCUGCUCAAGCAUCCUUUCUUCAAGAACUGUAAGUCGUCUGAUUACCUUGUCCGGAAUGUACUGCAAGGAUUGCCUACAGUGGAAGAAAGGGUAAGGGAGUACUUAUUAGUUCCUCCAUCAUCCACAUCUAUACAAGAUGAUGAUGAUGAUGAGGACGACGGUAUGUUGCCGCCUAUCAAAAACAGAAGAAUUAGUGGAUGGAAUUUUAAUGAAGAUGUCUUCCAGUUGGAUCCUGUUUUCCCAACCGAUAGUUGCCAAGAUAAUGUUAAAAAAGUUCAGUUCAUGGAGGAGAAGGAAGGCGGCGAUAAAGGCAGCACUCAUCAAGAUGGUUCUCCUUCCCCUUCUUCAUUUUCUUCAGAAGAAAAUGAUCGAGAUAGCGAGGCUGGUGGGGGCCAUGACAAGGACAAUGCCAAGAAGAGUGAUGGCAAUGACGACAACAACGAUGAUGAAAAGGAUGGUAAGAAGUACCCUGAAGAGACAGAGGGAGAGAAAGAUGAAGAGGAAUCGUGUUCGGUUUUGAAUUCAGCAGCUGCAAUGGUUCCUGAUCUGAUGUCGCUGCUGAGCAGCUUGACUUUGGAGCAGCAGAUGGUGAUGAAUGUGCUGGAGUCUUACCAAAGCAGUGCGGUUGAAGAUAAGGACGUCGUCAAAAAGAGCGAUGACAAGGGUGAAAAAGAGAAUGAGAAGAAGCAUUCUGACGAAGCGGAGGCAGAGAAAGAGGAAGAGGGAUCUUGUUUGGUUCCGAGUUCGGCGAUGGUUCCUGACUUGAUAUCAUUGCUGAGCAGCUUGAGCUUCGAGCAGCAGAUGGUGGUGAAUGUGUUGGAGUCUUGCAGCAGUGGCAGUGAUGGUAGGAGGAGGAUGACAAUGAUGACGAACAGUAAUGAGGAGGUGGGAAGAGAGCAAAAGCUAGUGGAGAUGGUUGGUAGGCUGCAGCAGACAGUAGAUGCUCUCAACCUUGAGCUGGAGCAUGAGAGGAGGAGAAACGCUGCUCUGGAGCAGGAGCUGGAAGUCUUCAAGCAAAGAAUUAUAUCCGACGGCUGUGAGUCCUCCAACACUGGGCAUGAUGAUGAUGAAGAUGGAGUUUCUGCUAUUGGUGGUAACAUUAACUGAUGACAGAUCAUAGUCAGAUUCGGGAGGAUUCUAAUUCCACUUUUUACUUUCAACCUUUCACUCUCGUUUUUUUUUUUUUUUUUUUCAACUUUCUGCA
Molecule: messenger RNA, 2234 nt
Organism: Magnolia sinica
Lineage: Eukaryota; Viridiplantae; Streptophyta; Magnoliopsida; Magnoliales; Magnoliaceae
Product: serine/threonine-protein kinase BLUS1-like
Exons: 1
Coding region: 113-2137 (674 amino acids)
Biological process (GO): protein phosphorylation
Molecular function (GO): protein kinase activity; protein serine/threonine kinase activator activity; ATP binding
Source: RefSeq, a predicted model, not a curated record